AUGCGAAUCAGGAAGAAGCAGAGAGAAGGGGAGGUGAGAGAGGAGCAGGAAAACGGGGAAGAAGGGGAGGAGAGUGAGGAGGACGGGGAGGUGAAAGAGGGGGAGGAGGAGGAGGAGGAGGAGGAGGAGGAGGAGGAGGAGGAGGAGGAGGAGGAGGAGGAGGAGGAGGAGGAGGAGGAGGAGGAGGAGGAGGAGGAGGAGACUCGGGAAGACGAGGAUAGUAGGGAGGAGGAGGAGCAGGAGGAGGAGACUCGGGAAGACGAGGAUAGUAGGGAGGAGGAGCAGGAGGAGGACCAAGAAGAACGGAAGGGCAGUGAAGGGAAAGAGGCUGGUGAGAGGGGUUGCAGUGGGAGUGGGGACGGUGGGAGUGGGGACGGUGGUGAGAGUGGGGACGGUGGGAGGGGGGACGGUGGGAGAGGGGACGGUGAGAGGGGGGACGGUGGGGGGGAGGACAGUGGGAGGGAGGUUGGUUUGCAACAUGCAAGACCGCAGGAGGGUGGGAGGAAACGAAAGACCAUGGAUGAGCAGAGAGGAUGGGAAGCAGGAGAUGACGGAGUAGGGGAAGGUGGAGCAGGGAAAGGAAGAACAGAGGAAGGGAGAGCUGGUGAAGUUAGAGCAGUACAAGUGAGAGCAGCAGAGUGGAGACCAGAAGAAGGGAGAGCAGCAGAGGGGAGACCAGAGGAAGGGAGAGCAGCAGAGGGGAGACCAGAGGAAGGGAGAGCAGCAGAGUGGAGACCAGAGGAAGGGAGAGCAGCAGAGUGGAGACCAGAAGAAGGGAGAGCAGCAGAUCUGAGAACAAGGGGAGAAAGGGCAGGGGAGGGAGUGGAAGGGGGGUGUCGCACCUGCUCCCACCCUUGA
Molecule: messenger RNA, 858 nt
Organism: Closterium sp. NIES-65
Lineage: Eukaryota; Viridiplantae; Streptophyta; Zygnematophyceae; Desmidiales; Closteriaceae
Source: the annotation of a GenBank genome assembly